GCGAGGUAAGUUGGGACUGCAAAUUGCACCUUUUCGUUCAUUCCAUCGGGACGUUUUAGCUCAGAUUCGUUGAACUUUGCUCCCUUUCCUUUGUCUUACUGUCUCCGCCCUUCUCCGUCCUCCCCGCCAGUCGACGCUCGAUGGAUUAAAGCUUGAAAUGGCCGAAAUAUUCCUCAUCCACCUCAUCUGUUCCAACGAAGAAAUGGCAUGCAAGUGAAAGCAUGGCGAGCUGAGGAUUACUGACUUGGGUUUCUCAAUUCAAGCGACAUAAGGGAGGCUCCGCUUUCGUUUGACUUCAGUACUAUUUUCUUGCUUGGAUUCUUCUGUUAUUAGAAUGAAAUCGAGUCUACAGCUAGAGAGAAAGCGUCGAGAAGAUUUUCGGGAUUUGAUCUCACUUCUUGGGUUGGCUGGCAAAAGUGGAUUCAAUGGGUUCAAAAAGGUGGAUUGAAGACUGGGCAUUAAUUAUAUGCUCCUGUAAUAAGGAAUUUUGGAUAUUCAGUGCCCUUAUAUAUAAAUGGAUUGAAUGAAGCUCCAUCUGAUGAAAUGUUGAGAACAUUGUGCCAUGGCUUGCUGUUUUUUUCGCUUAUGCUCUCUGCAUCGUCCAUUGAGGUUGGAUAUCCCCGCUGCAAUUGUUAUAUUGAUAGUUAUUUUAGUGCUGAAGGCAUUCUUCAAUGUCAGAAAGUAAGUGAUUUCUUGAUUGCGGCUGCCUACUUCUCCAUACCUCUUGAGCUCCUAUAUUUUGCUACUUGCUCGGAUCUGUUUCCCUUCAAAUGGAUCGUCUUCCAGUUUGGAGCCUUCAUAGUCCUUUGUGGACUAACUCAUUUACUCAAUGUGUUUACUUACGAGCCCCACUCUUUUCUCUUAAUGUUGAGCCUCACAAUCUCUAAGUUUUUCACUGCAUUGGUCUCCUUUGCAACUGCAAUUACUCUGUUAACGUUGUUCCCUCAACUUUUGAGAUUGAAAGUGAGGGAGAAUUUUCUGAGAAUUAAAGCCCGGGAACUUGACAGGGAGGUUGGAAUGAUGAAGAGAAAGGAGGAAGCAAGUUGGCAUGUGAGAAUGCUGACCCAGGAGAUUCGGAAAUCCCUUGAUCGGCAUACUAUCCUCUACACAACUUUAGUGGAGCUUUCAAAAACCUUGGGGCUGCAGAAUUGUGCUGUAUGGAUGCCGGAUGAAGCUAAGAAGGUGAUGAACUUGACCCAUGAGUUGAGGCAGAGGCAUUCAAUGGAGUUGGUGUUUGAGCAUUCUAUCCCCAUUACUAAUCAGGAUGUUGUUGAGGUUAAGGAAUCAAAGGGUGUAACAAUACUCAGGCCUGAUUCUUUGCUUGCAUUGGCAAGCAGUGGGGGAGAUCCUGAACCAGGGCCAAUUGCUGCAAUUAGGAUGCCAAUGUUGAAGGUGUCCAAUUUUAAAGGUGGGACGCCGGAGCUUGUAAAGGCCUCUUAUGCCAUAUUGGUGCUAGUUCUCCCUAGAGAUAAUUCUAGGAUUUGGAGCUUUCAUGAAAAAGAUAUUAUCGAAGUAAUUGCUGAUCAAGUAGCUGUUGCUCUCUCUCAUGCUGCAGUAUUGGAGGAGUCACAAUUAAUGAGGGAUAAAAUGGCUGAGCAGAAUAGGGCUUUACUGCAUGAGAAGCAGAAUGCCUUUAUGGCAAGUGAAGCAAGAAACUCCUUCCAAAGGGUCAUGAGCCAGGGAAUUAGAAGGCCAGUGCACUACAUCUUGGGUUUAUUAUCUAUGAUGCAACAAGAAGAAUUGAGUCCUGAGCAAAGGCUUAUCAUCAACACUAUCACAAAAACCAGUGGAGUUGUUUCAAACUUGGUAACUGAUGCAAUGAAGAUAUCUAACAUCAACAAUGAGAGAUUAACAUUGGAGAGAAGGUUGUUUUACUUGCAUUCUCUGAUCAAGGAGGCUGCUAUUGCUGCUAGGUGCCUUUGUACUCGUAGAGGAUUUGGUUUUGGCUUUCAGGUUGAUAAUGCUGUACCUGAUAUAGUUGUUGGUGAUGAAAAGAGAAUCUUUCAUGUUAUACUUCAUGCCAUUGAUAGGUUGUUAAGUGGUUAUUCUGAGGGAUUUGUUAGUUUUCAAGUUCAUCCCUAUAAUGUACCCCAAGAUGGUGAACAGCAAUGGAUCUCAUGGAAAACAAACUUUCCUGGUGUUUUUGUUAAGUUUGAGAUUGGGAUCAGAAUACCAGAAUCUAGUGAUUCAAGUUUAUCACAUGAACGCAUUUGGAAACUCGAAGCUGAGGGUUAUGACAUGGGCCUUGGUUUCAAUAUGUGCAAAAAACUUGUGCAGAUGAUGCAUGGGGAUAUCUUGGUUGUUCCCAACUCCCAUGGUUUCCCCAAAACUAUAGAACUAGUUCUUCAUUUCCAGCUUCAACAACCUCCCACUUCUUCCUCCGAAUUACAGGGACUCCUCGCACACAAUCACACUCCCUCCACACCAAAUUUCAAAGGUCUCAGAGUUCUACUUGCAGAUGACGAUGGCCUCUGUCGAUCAGUCACACGAAAACUCCUCGAGAAACUUGGCUGCGAGGUCGCUACAGUUUCUUCAGGGAUCCAGUGCCUCUCUUCAUUCAGUGCCUCUACUGCACCAUACCAGCUUGUAAUUGUAGAGCUUCAAAUGCCGCAGAUCGAUGGAUUUGAAGUAGCUAAGAGGAUUCGGAAGUUGAGAAGCAGAAGCAGGCCUGCAAUUGUGGCUCUGACUUCGAGCGCUGAGGAGCUUUUGUGGCAGCAGUGCUUGCAUUCAGGUAUGAAUGGUCUGAUCCGAAAACCUGUCAUGUUACAAGCCUUAGGUGAUGAGUUAUAUAGAGUCCUCCACAAACUUAGAACUGAAUGAUAGAUAGAUAACGAUGAACCAUAUUAGAUUUUGGUGAUAGGCAUUAUGGAUGCAUAUGUAUACUAAUUGUCGCCAGUGAUUCGAUCAUAUUUAGGAAAAAAAUAUUUAUCAGGAUAUCUGGAUGUGAUUUGCAGCAAGAUGGGAAGAUUAGGGUUUUGUUUGGGUAGCUUUCUUACUGCUUUUUAAAGCAGUUUUUUAAUACAAAAACUUUUUAAACUA
Messenger RNA from Dendrobium catenatum, 3039 nucleotides. Its product is annotated as ethylene receptor 2. Bases 544 to 2820 code for a protein of 758 amino acids. Gene Ontology annotation, biological process: response to ethylene; phosphorelay signal transduction system. The transcript is spliced from 3 exons. The record is from RefSeq and is a predicted model, not a curated record. NCBI's taxonomy places the organism in Eukaryota, Viridiplantae, Streptophyta, Magnoliopsida, Asparagales, Orchidaceae. Gene Ontology annotation, cellular component: endoplasmic reticulum membrane; endoplasmic reticulum. Gene Ontology annotation, molecular function: protein binding; phosphorelay sensor kinase activity; ethylene binding.